AUGCAGAAACUGGUAACUGCUGAAGAACUGCAUUCAGUUGAGUUGGUUUUGAGCGUAGGGCCAACAUUGGAAGAAGAUAAAGGGAAAAAACAAACUAGGGGGAGAAAAAACACAAAGCCAAAGCAAGUUCCAAAACAAGUCAUACCAAAAGGUUUAAACGAACUGCUUUACAAGACAAUAGAACAAGCAAGAAUAAGAGGUGAAAAAAGAUGUGCAGAACUUGGAGACAAAUUUUGCUCACCUUACUGCAAUAGAGUGGUGAACAUGCAUGAAGCACUCUUGACCCAAGAAUUGAGUGUGAUCCGCUUCACAUUUGCUACCUUUGCAGACUUGCAAGAAGAGUUUUACCGAUCAAAAACUGAGGUUGCAACAUUCAAUGUUUCAUAG
Messenger RNA from Helianthus annuus (common sunflower), 387 nucleotides. RefSeq lists its product as uncharacterized. NCBI's taxonomy places the organism in Eukaryota, Viridiplantae, Streptophyta, Magnoliopsida, Asterales, Asteraceae. The coding region runs from base 1 to 387 and encodes 128 amino acids. The transcript is spliced from 4 exons. The record is from RefSeq and is a predicted model, not a curated record.